Messenger RNA from Stylonychia lemnae, 7260 nucleotides. The record is from the annotation of a GenBank genome assembly. Lineage: Eukaryota; Ciliophora; Spirotrichea; Sporadotrichida; Oxytrichidae.
AUGGGUGAAUAUUAUAAAUUAUUAUUGGAGGGAAGAAGGCCUAUGAGAACAAGAAAUCCAGCAUCCUCAGAAUAAUAAAAAUCUUCUAAUCAAGCAAACCAAGCACCUCAAUAGUAGUUAAUCUAAAGACCCAGACGUUAGGAAUCACAGCCAGAACGUGGUCAGAAGCCAGCAGAAAAGAGCGCCUAAAAUGAAAGACAUGUCCAUGGUAGAUCUUUAAGAAAUUAAAUUUCCACUUCAUUAAACAAAAAAAGAGAUGAUAAAGAGAAAGAAAAGCAUAAGCUUAAGGAUAAGAGGUUUAAAGAAUAGAUUAAGACUAGAAAGCAGCAUAUGACCUCUCAAAAUACUAUUUCUGUAAUGAAACACAAUAUCAUUAAAGUCCAAGAUGAUAAUGGUGGUAUUGGCUCUGAUGUACUUAAGCUCCAACAAUAAACUUAAAAUAUGCUUAAAGAGAAGAAGAAAUUCAAGAGUCUUGAACGUGAAUUAGAAAUGAAGGAGGAAUCAAAGAAAGAAGAAGAUGAAAAGCUGAAGGAUGAUAAAAGAGUCAUUGAAAAAUUUGAAAGUAUUGAUCCACAUCCAGUUUACGCAGUUGGAAGAUUUGUGGUUUAAACUUAAAACAAAUUCACAGUCCACUAAAUUAUAGAAUAUAAUUAAGAAUAGGACAAAUUUAUAUUAGAUAGUGAAGACCCUGAAAAUUCUUAAAAGAGUCCCAAUCAAGUACUAUUUCUUUCAAAAGUAUUUCUAGCCAAAGUCUCAUCGAUUGAAAAUUUAAGUGAAAAAAUUACAGAGCUAUUGAAUAAAGGCGCCAAUUAAGAAAACUAUAUAUUAAUUCAGCAAAUACUAAAACAAAAUAGACAAGAAAACUAACUUGAUUUUGUUUCUCUUGUACCGACUGCCAAAAAGGAAAAGUUUGAAGCCAUUGAAAUAAAGCUUAAAGAUUAAGUAAACUUUCAAAAAGACCUAAGGGAGUUUGAAAAUGACAUUCCUACUAAUUAAUUUAAACUAGCAUAUCAAAGAGAUCAAACACAGACUAUUGUUGAAAUUUCUAAAAACCUGAAGGAAUCCUUCAGUGAUUACCUUGAAGGAGUCAGAGCCAUAUAAAUUAACAGAGAUAACAUGAGAUAGAUGGCACUAAGUAUAGUAGCCUAUGAUCAACACAAUAAUGAAAACAAAUCGCAUCAUAGAUAAAAGUUAGGAAUCUUAUUAAGAAUUAAAUAUGAUCCACACUUCCAAGACUAUAUGAUUCUUCUGAGACUAUUAAACCAUAAAAAUACUCAAAAGGAAAGAACAGACUGGUUUCAGCUAUCUAAAUAUUCAUUUAAAGCAGAUUUAACUAGAGGCUAUGUAUCUAUGGAUUACUUAAAGAAUUUGGAAAAUGUAAAUAAUGCCGGGCAAAAACUUAAAUUAAGAAUGUUUUAAAUGGUUAGCUACAGGGAAUCCUAGUUAUAAAAAUAGGCUUUGAGAGAUAUAAGUGAUAUCUAAGAUCAUUCUGAACCUCCUAGAAAAGCAACUAUUUUGAAAGAUAGUAGUCAUGAAAGAUGUUCAAGUUGUAACUAUAUUACAGAUGAAAUUGAUCAUCUAAAAUGCUUCAAUUGCCAGAAAAAUUAUCACUUUUAGUGCCUCAAUAACCCAGUUGUACAUUCUUUGCUCGGAAUAAGAGAGAAUGAAUGGAAAUGCCAGGAAUGCAUUAGAUGCGCCAAUUGCUUAUCAAUGAGGAAUAGAGAUCAAAUGCUAGUUUGCUAGAAAUGCAACACUGGUUAUCAUUUUGAUUGCUUAGAUUAAAGUGUGAAGCUCGGAGUGCCUUCAAUAAGUUUAGUAGAAAAGGAUCUUAAAACUGGAGUUGAAUCUAAGAAGAGUACAUUUGCUUAAUUAAACUAGCAUUACAAAUGUGAGCAAUGUGUCGAAUGUGAAUAAUGUGGUUCCAAAGAAGCUGGAGAGAAGAGAAUUAACAAAUGGUCAAAAGAUUAUAAGCUUUGCUCUUCUUGUAAUAAGAAAAGACAAAAUAAGCAAUAUUGUUUAGUAUGUGAAAGAUUCUGGCCUGAUAAUACUCAGUAAAUUCAAUAGUAAAACUAAGGGGAAGAACAAGAAAAUGUUAAUCAAACGAUUUAGUGCAUAAAAUGUGAAAUGCAAGUACACUUGCAUUGUGACAGAAUAUUCUAACUUUUAGAUGCAAAAUAAAAAUUUAAUGAUAGCAUUCUUCAAUAUAAUUGCUAGAAAUGCAGAUAAAAUAUAAGAACUUAACUUAUAACCUAGGUAAUAGAUGCUUUAGCCAUUGAGGAUAAAAGUUCAUUUUUCUAAGAGCCUGUUGAAGAAUACGUGUAAAACUAUACCAAGAUCAUCAAGACUCCAAUGUGCUUUAAAUAUGUUAAACAGAGAAUUUAGACUUACUUGAGGAAUCCUGAGCAGCUGAAAUCUGAUGUGAAUCUCAUAUUCUAAAAUGCUAUUACCUAUAAUCUUCCAAAGUAAAGAGUUCAUAAGGAAGCAUUAAAACUCAAAGAAAUCUGCAGCAACCUACUAUCGAAAUAUUGGAUUAAAAUAGAAAAGAGUAAGCUGAGAACCAUAGAUGAAGAUGCAUUUUAGCAAAGAAUAAAAGACUAAAUACAAGCAGAAAAGCAAGGACAAGCAUUUAAAUAGAUUCCUGAUGAGAUGCUUUUUAUGCUACCUCUUGAAGAAUCAUUAGAAACUAUAGAACAUAUGGCUCUAAAAAGUAAUGUCUAUGGAUCACCAACUAGAGAGUAAUUUGGAUCAGCAAAUGCUGCAUUGGCUAAUUCUUAGGUAAAAGAAGAAAUGGAUGUUGAAGGAAGUGACUUUGAUGAUAAUGUCCAAAAGGUAUAAAAAGAAAAUAGAAAUCAGCAAGAUCUUGUAGGGGAGGAAAGUGAAGACCAAAAUAUAUCCUAAAGUAUAGGAGAUUCACAUUCUGUUGCUGGAUUUAGAGAUCCUUAAAUGGGAGGUAUAACCAAAAAUCUUAGAGUAAGAAAGUAGAUCAACUACAAUGAAGAUAGAUUAUUAGCUGCUGGUAUUGGAGCAAAUCUGUUGAGUAAUCCUAAUAAUGAUCUUACUCUAAGUGGAAGUAAAAGAACACAUGGAAAUGCUUUCAAAAGCUAGAAUGUCUAAGAAUAGGAAGACUAAGAUUCCCCAUUUACAGUGAAUGGAAAUUCAAUUAAAAAUCUCAAAAAGUAGAGAUAAAACCAAUUUAAACUAGAUCCUGAUUUUAUCCCAUCAAAUUAUCAACCAAGACCACUAAACACUGCUACUCUUCUUUAGCAAGCAUUAAACUCUGAUCAAAGGUUACUAUUAGAUGUUGAAGCAGGUAAGCCAGAUUAAACUAAAGAGGUUACUCAAAUAAAUCAUGUGCAAUAGCAACAAUAAAUGAUGAUGAGCUAUUAUUAGGAGAUUGAUGAUGAAAAAUGCUACUAUUCUAACCCAGCAAGAUGCUCCUUUGAUGAUCCUUCUCUUUUAUUCGAGGAAAUGUGUUACCUUUGUGGUUCUUUCGGAAACAGGCAAGAUUUUCUCUCUUGCACUCUAUGUGGAGAGUCAUUCCAUACUUAUUGCUUACAGCUACCAGAUGAUUAGGUAGCUAAAUUUUAAAACUACUGGAAAUGCUUGAACUGUAAAUUCUGUGAAAUUUGCGCCUCAGCCACUUAAGAGGCCUUUUUACUUUAUUGUGAUGUAUGUGAUAAAGCUUUCCAUUCUCAUUGUUUAAGGCCUUAAUUAAAAAGCAUUCCAAAUUGUCAAUGGAAAUGCUAAUAAUGCUUUAAAUGCUAAUAAUGUGGAACAAAAGAUUUCUUUAGUGAAAAAGAUACCGAAGAAAAAAAGAACUUAGAUGUAACUGAUUUUGAAUUUUCUCAAAACUUCUCAUUCUGCUAUUAGUGUGGCAAGAAUGAGUAUAAGAAAUCCUUUUGCAAAAUUUGUUAAAAGAAAACAGAUGAUUCAGAUACUGAGUCAAAGUAAGAGACAUCUCGAAAAAAAUCUAGCAUUCAUCACUAAUCAUUAUCACUUCCGUUGAAGCUUAAAAAUAGCAAAGUAAAGAAUGACAAAGAUCAAAUGAUGAAAUGUGUAUAAUGUGGAUUUUAUUCUCAUUUUAGAUGCUCAAGACUAUUACCUUAAUUUGGAAAUAAUUCCAUUAAUGAUCAAGAUUAUGAACUUGAAACUGAUUAAGAAAUAUUAAAAGAUUAUAAGUGCCUUGAAUGUUUACUAGCUGGCAAGACAAUUAAUCACCUUAUUAGAGAGACUUGCGAAUAAUACGAAAAUAUUCAUUAAAUAAUAUCAAGGCAAAAAUUAUUGGCUUAACUUUGUUAGGAAAUACUUAAUAAGUAUUUCCCACUUUAAGACAAAGCUCCCCUCUUCAUCAAAAGCUUUAUUGAUCAAAAUUAAGAAUUCUUUAGAAAAGAUGAAUUAGUAAAUUAAUGGUUGAAUCUUUUAGAGACUAAUGUUUGCUUUGAAUAAAUAGAACCUGAAAUAAACUAGUAAGAUCCUAAUGUAGACUUGCAACCUAAUGAUCAAGUAAAAUAAAGUGAUGAAGAAUAAGAAAACAACGAAGUAGAUUUAGAUAAAGAAAAGAAUUAAGAGAUGGAAGAUUUAGAUAUAGAUGGUAAAUAAUUAUUGGAUGAAGGGUUAAAAGAUGAUUUCGUGGAAGAUAAAACAGAAAAAUUUGAGAAUUAAGAGGGGAAAAAUCCAGUAUUAAGAUAGAAAUCAGAAGUUAUCUCUAAGAAAUGGAAUGACAUUAAUUUAUCUGAUGCUUUGAAAAAGUUUGAAAAGAAUUAACCCAAGGAUAAAGUAUUGACUUAAUCACAGAAAAUUUACCACUAAAUGUAUGGUCAUAAAGAAACAUUCUUACCAGAGAAGAGAAAUCUUUAUUAGUCUCUUAGUCUAGGAAAUUUACAUAGAUUUGGUCAAAGAGAACAUUUCAUAAAACCAGAUGAAUUAAAGAAUUUGAUAAGCAUACCAAAUGAUGAGAAUUUGAAUAAAGUUAAUUUCGCUGAAGAAUAUGUUCAAAUCGAAUUCAAAGCAAUAAUGAGAGUAAAAAUGCAUUUUUUCAGAUGGUUUGAGGAUCUUAUAAAGUCAAUACUAAAAAAUAACAUGAAGUUUAUGAGAAAAAAGAAGAAGUAAGAAUUAUAAUUCAGAUAAUCAGAAGAUUAAUCAGAGGAAAUUAUAACAACUUCUCAUCAUAAUCAUCAUCAUAAUCAUGCUUAAUAAAGUGAGCAAGCAUUAGAAAUUCUUAGAUCAAGUUCCUUAAAUAACUAAUUGUCUGAAGAUGAUAUGUGUACUUAAGAAGAUUCCAUUAUACAAAAUCCCUAGAUCAAAUUGUAAUGCGUUUUAUGUAGACUAUUUGGAGAAUUAAAUGUCACAGGAAGACUAAUACCUUUCUAGGUAAAUUAAUUUGUUCACGUUAACUGUGCAUUAUGGUCAACAGAUGUUUAUGAAAUUGGUGAUGGUUAACUAGUAAAUUUCUUCUUUGUAUAGAAUGGUAAAGCUAGACUUACUAGAUGUAUCCUCUGUGGUGAAUCUGGAGCUACUAUAGUCUGCUUUACGAGAAAAUGCAAUGCAGCUUUUCAUUUCCCUUGUGCUUAUAGAGAAAACAAAGUUUCAUUCAUGAGAACUAAAGAGACUUACUGUGAUAUAUGUUCCAAGUAGAGAGAUUUUAAGAUUGGUUAUCUCUCAGAAUUCUCAACUAAAAGACGAUUCUAAAUAGCUAGAAAUUAGAUACCCUGGAAUAUGUCAAUAAUGUUCUAGCCUUAGCCAGGAUAGAAUCAAAAUAAUCCAUUUGCUGCAAAUACCUAAUUAAUAGCUCUACAAUAAACCUAAAUGCACUUAAAUAAUAUCUCAAACCCAGCAGAUCUUGAAAAACCAUUGCAAAUAGAAAAAUGGAGGCCAUUUUUCUAUGACAUGUUUAAUAGAGUAGGUAAUUUGACAGUACUGAGCUUGAAAAAAGAAAUCAAUCAAAUCAUUGAAGAUACAAUUUAUGGGUCGAAAAGAGAAGUUAAUAUAGACCUUCUUACAGAUUUUGCUGCAAUCAGAGUUUACUGGAAAUUUUAUUAGGACUUUCAAAUGAAUGAAUAAGAAGAUGAAUCUGUUCCACCUAUCAAUAUGAGAAAGAGUUAUUUCAUGUACUGCAAUAACACGAUCAGAGAAGUUAUGAAGAAUGAUCUUUAGUCUUUAGUUUAAUUCGCUAGUGAAAAGAUAAGAGAAAGAAUAUUGUUUGGAAUCUAGCAACAGUAAAUCAAUAAUAUGCAAAUAGAUUAUGAUACAGAAUCUUCAUUCAUUCCAAUUAAUCAAACAGGUAAAUACUUUAUAGCUAACUUUAUGAUAGUCUUUUGGCAAAAAAUCAUGCAGCACUUUCAAAGAGAAAGACCUAAUUUCACUCUUUAAAACAUUAUUUUCUCAAUUUCUGAAUUUGGAGGGAAAACUAAAUACCCUAUAUCUGUUUGGAAUAGAGCGGAAGUGAAAAAUAAGAGUUUCUUUUUGAAAUCUGGUUUUUAAGUCCUCUAAAUUCAGACUUAGAAUGUUGAUAGAGAAUCUCAGAGUAACCAGCAAGCUACAAAAAGAACUGAAGGAAAGACAAUUGAUGAUGUUUUUAAGAGAAUGGUAAAAAUAAACUAGAUGGGGGAGAAUUAAAAUCCAAUGACGUCAAUGAAGAGAUUAACCUGUAGUAAGAAUAUGAAGUAUGAGACUAUGCUCAAUACACUUGGAAAGAAAAUGUUCUAUACUAAAAGUCAUUAAGAGGAAAUGAAUCAAAAUAAUAAUCAGAAAACUGCAUUAGCGAAAAAAAUCAGACUAACAGACACUAUUGAUACUAACAAGGAAAUUGAUUUACCAAUCGCAAUGAAGUAUAGAUUGAGCAAAGCUUAACCAAAGAGAGUUGAAGUUGGACCAUCAAAGAUUCAUAGAAACGGAUUUCUAAUGCCUGGAGAUAUUGUCAUAGAGUACGUAGGUGAAAAGAUAAGAAAUAAAGUAGCUGAUAAAAGAGAAAUUUAUUAUGAGCAAAAGGGUAUUGGUGAUUGCUAUCUUUUCAGAUUGGACAAGGAGUAUAUCAUUGAUGCAACAUUCUUUGGUAAUAAGGCAAGAUACCUUAAUCACUCCUGCGAUGCUAACUGCUCAGCCAAGAUUAUUAAUGUUUAACAACAGAAGCAUAUUAUUAUUUCAACAAAUAGGCAAAUUAAGUCAGGUGAAGAACUCACUUAUAAUUAUAACUUCGACUAUGAAGCUGAUAAAUUGGAAUGCUUUUGUGGUGCCCCGACUUGUCAGGGAAGAUUAAAUUGA